This is a messenger RNA of Carassius carassius (crucian carp), 6060 nucleotides long. RefSeq names its product MDS1 and EVI1 complex locus (gene mecom). The transcript has 17 exons. The record is from RefSeq and is a predicted model, not a curated record. Gene Ontology annotation, molecular function: protein binding; RNA polymerase II cis-regulatory region sequence-specific DNA binding; DNA-binding transcription activator activity, RNA polymerase II-specific. Gene Ontology annotation, biological process: regulation of transcription by RNA polymerase II. Gene Ontology annotation, cellular component: nucleus. Bases 256 to 4206 code for a protein of 1316 amino acids. NCBI's taxonomy places the organism in Eukaryota, Metazoa, Chordata, Actinopteri, Cypriniformes, Cyprinidae.
GUGAUUAAUGCGUCUUCAUUUAAAACACAAAAGACCGGGCGCCUUGGACUCUAGAGACUGCUUCAUUAUAAUUAAUGUCUCCUGUUCCUCGUGCACCCAGAGGUCGCGAAUAGCUCCGUCCUGCGCCCACUGAUCUCUGAAGAUCUGACACGAGAAGGAUCUCGCUGGCUAGUGCAAUCUGACAAGAUCUGUAAUACUUGGGUGAUGAAUCGUUCCAAACUUUUUUGACGAUGCUGGCAGCUCGGGGGUGUGCGCAUGUGCGAAGGUGUCCAAACUGACAAUGCUGGAGAGAUAGUGCGUCUGGGAUUGAGAAUCACAGAGAAAAAGGACAAGAGGAAAAUAGAAAAAGGAGGAAAAGAUUCGAGAAAAAAUCCUACAAACCCACGCCGAGAGACGGGCAUCAUGAGGUCCAAAGGCAGGGCAAGGAAACUGACCACUGGAGAUGGAGAGGACCUCUCUCUUUUCGCCUCUGAUGACCUGGAAGAAGUUGGCGGAGUGUCUGAUGCAGAUCGAGCCACACUGGCCACUGCAAAUGACCUUCCGUCCCCUGGCCUAUCAGGUGAUGCGCUUUCCCCAAUUGACCAGUCCCCCUUCCACCCAUCAUUCCACACUUCAGUGUACCUGGCCGGGGAUGGGGUCGAAUCGGUGCCCCCAGACUUUGAGGUCCGCGAGUCAGCCGUCACCAGAGGAACCCUGGGCAUCUGGAGCCGGAGGAGACUGGAGGUGGGAGAACGUCUCGGACCCUAUGAGGAAACGUCAAGAUACAGCCCAGAAAAUGCCACCCAGGCAUGGGAGGGCGAGCGGACAGGUUUGGAUGGGAGCGUGUGUGAUAGCAGGAGCUGGCUAAGGCACGUUCAGAUCUCUCCAUCCACCCACCAACACAACCUCACAGCCUGCCAGAUACAUGAGCAGAUCUUUUACCGUGUGGUCCGAGAGGUCCAGCCAGGUGAAGAACUCUUACUGUUCAUGAAGGCUGAGGAUUUUUCAUGUGAGACCAUGGCUCCAGACAUACACGAGGAGCGUCAAUACCGUUGUGAGGACUGUGACCUGAACUUUGAGUCUGGUUCAGAGCUUUUGGACCAUCAGAAGCAUGCGUGUGGUACCCCACCGUCCUCUGGCUUCAAGCUGUCUAAGCAGGGUCUGGCCAGCGCCGUGGACGAUCCUGAUCUUGACCCGCUGCACUUACACACUCACCCCCUGAACUUACCCCGCUCCCCACAGGAGUGUAAGGAGUGUGAGCAGGUCUUUCCUGAUGCCCAGAGUCUGGACACUCACUCAUUGUCUCACUCCGAUGAGAGGGAAUAUAAAUGUGAUCAGUGUCCGAAGGCAUUCAACUGGAAAUCAAACCUGAUUCGCCACCAGAUGUCACAUGACAGCGGCAAGCAUUAUGAAUGUGAAAACUGCUCAAAGGUGUUCACAGACCCCAGUAACUUGCAGAGGCAUAUUCGCUCUCAGCAUGUAGGGGCGAGAGCUCACGCCUGCCCCGACUGCGGCAAGACCUUCGCCACCUCCUCGGGCCUUAAACAACACAAACACAUCCACUCUUCCGUCAAGCCCUUCAUAUGUAAGUCACUCAGACCCUUCAUAUGUGAGGUCUGCCACAAAUCUUACACGCAGUUCUCCAAUCUGUGCCGCCACAAGCGAAUGCACGCAGACUGUCGCACUCAGAUCAAGUGCAAAGACUGCGGCCAGAUGUUUAGCACCACGUCAUCCCUAAACAAGCAUCGGCGCUUCUGCGAGGGUAAAAACCAUUUUGCUGCUGCUGCGGGAGGAUUGUUUGCCCAGGGCAUGGCGCUACCUGGCACCCCUGGCCUGGACAAAUCCGCACUGGCUGGAAUGAGCCAUGGGAGUCCUGGUUUAGCAGACUAUUUUGGGACAAACCGGCACCAUGGUGGGCUGACAUUCCCAGCAGCCCCUCCGGCAUUCCCAUUCAGUUUUCCAGGACUUUUCCCAUCAGGACUUUACCACCGGCCCCCUCUAAUCCCAUCCACGUCACCUAUUAACGGCCCUCCGAGUGGUGAACUACGAAAGAGUCCACUGCUGUCUUCACCUAUCUCUGGGUCACAUGACCUCAUGAAGAGUUUACGCAAGGAUUCAUUCAACGGGGAGAGCGAGAGCAUGGUGCAUCAAAGGGAAGGAUCCGUCUCCAAACCAAGGCACGGCGGGAAGAUGAGCGACCAGUCAGAGAGUAGCGAUCUGGAUGACGUCAGCACUCCGAGUGGGAGUGAGCUGGAAAGCACUUCAGAUUCAGAGUUGGACAGCGAAGCUGAAAGCGACCGGGAACGGGUGCGAGUGCGGGAGAAUGGGAAAGGACUGAAAAGGAAGUCAAGUGGGUUCAAAGAUGCCCAAAGCCCAACUCUUGUCGGCUCUAGUAGUAGUAGCAACACCAAUAACGGAAAAGACUUCCCUGUGCCGGGGCCCCUCCCGCCAUCUUUGGAUGAGCAAACGGCUGUUUCCGGUGCCGUAAAUGACUCGAUCAAGGCAAUUGCCUCCAUUGCUGAGAAAUACUUUGGUUCUACUGGACUUGCAGGCCUGCAAGAUAAAAAAGUUGGGGCAUUGCCAUACCCUUCCAUGUUCCCUCUGUCUUUUUUCCCUGCCUUCUCUCCAUCAGUCUAUCCUUUCCCAGAAAGGGAGCAACAUAGACCUCCAGGCCACAAAAGGGAGCCAGAAAGCCCUCUGGUUGAAGGUAAAAAACCUCAGGGCAGGAACGCUGAAUCACCUUUUGACCUCACCACAAAACGGAAGGAAGAACGUCUUGCCACUACUUGCGCCCCUUUGAAACCGGAAGCCUCACAUGUACAAUCAACCAAUCAGGAUCAACCGCUGGACCUGAGUCUCGGUGGACGAAGUCGAGGAAAGAGCGUAAGAGGGGAGGAGUUAAAAAAGAACCCUGUCUUUGGUGAGGAGAGGGUGGAACCGGAACCACCCAAGGCCGACCCAUCCCUCCAACACGCAAGACCUACGCCUUUCUUCAUGGAUCCCAUUUACAGCAGGGUUGAGAAGAGAAAGAUGAACGAUCCUUUCGAAGUCCUCAAGGACAAGUAUAUGCGGCCGGCUCCUGGAUUUCUCUUCCACCCACAGUUUCGCAUGCCUGAUCAGAGAACAUGGAUGUCGGCGAUUGAAAACAUGGCUGAAAAGCUGGAAUCCUUUGGCUCUUUGAAGCCAGACGGUGGUGACAUCAUGCGUUCCAUUCCCUCCAUGUUCGACUUCCGGGCUCCGCCCACCACCCUUCCUGAGACACUGUUACGCAAAGGCAAAGAGCGCUACACCUGCAGAUACUGUGGCAAGAUAUUCCCACGCUCUGCCAACCUUACAAGACAUCUACGGACACACACAGGAGAGCAGCCUUACAGAUGUAAGUACUGCGAUCGUUCGUUCAGUAUUUCGUCCAAUCUUCAGCGUCACAUCCGUAACAUCCAUAACAAAGAGAAACCCUUCAAAUGCCAUCUUUGUGACCGCUGCUUUGGGCAACAAACCAACCUGGACCGGCACCUCAAAAAGCACGAGAAUGGUAAUUUAUCAGGCACAGCAAUGUCGUCGCCCCGUUCAGAGCUGGACAGUGGCAGUGCCAUCUUGGAGGACAAGGAGGACUCCUAUUUUAACGAAAUACGAAACUUCAUCAGUAACACGACACGGAACGCCACUUCUCCGUCACACUCCGAGGAAGGGCUGAACGGCAGUCAUUUUGAUGGCGACAAAGCCCUGCCUGGUAAGGGGUCACAUGACCUGAAUGAAGAAGAGGGGGAGGAGCUCGGAGCAGAGGAAGAGGAGGCGGAGCAUAGCGACAGUGCCAGGAAACCCAGCGAGGAUGGCGUGCCCAGCAGUCUGGAUCACGACAUAAACGAUGACAUCGAUUUCGAGGGACCAGAUGAUCUCGAGAUGAACAGCAAAUCCUCGCCACAAAGGUUUAAUGAGGAAGAGGACGAUGAAGAUCACAGCAGUUUCUCCACGCUGGAUCACAUCCGUCACUUUAGUAUGGAGGAUGGAGACCUCAGCGACAAUGAUGUCACCAGCUUUGGCCCCACCCACCUGCAAGAGGGCAUCAAGCAGCCACUAUACAGGAAAUCUAAAUCACAGGCAUAUGCUAUGAUGCUGUCCUUAGCUGAUAAGGAUCCACUCCAUUCGUCUACCCAUAAUGCCCCGAUGUGGCACAGCUUGGCCCGCGCUGCAGAACCCAGCGCCAUUCAGUCUCUAAGUCACGUAUGACACACCCAUGUACCAUGUGACCUAUCUUAACAUUGUGCUAGACUACCGCCAGAGUCCCUGGUCCACACUCACGCCUGCACAAGUGCCCAAAUCCUCAUUCACUUCCACCACACACACAACCAGACCCUGUGCAUAGCAGCUCACUGUCCCGCAUACAUCAACAAAUGAUUGACUGACUGUUUGAUUGACUUAUUGAUUAGUAGGAAUGACAAUAGUGUCAGAAAUUUUGAUGGUGAUGAUGAAGACGAUGAUGACAAUAGUAGUAAGACAUAAUAAUAAUAAUUGUAUUUAUUGUCAAGUUCCAAUGUUUUGCACAGCAGUGGCAGCUGGUGAACAGUUUUUGAGAUUGCUAAUGAAACGUCGGUGUCAUGUUCGUGAGUUUUGUCCGCUAAAACCGAUGGUUACUAAGAGUAACAAAUAAAAGUCUUCCACAAGACGAAUGUGAUCACAGACUAUUCAGGCACAACCGCUUACCGGCCUGUAAAUAUCUUUAGAAUUACCGCCAUCACACAUGCAAACACAAAUAAACUCAAAUACAGACGCAAAACAAACGUGUGUUUUUCAAACAUUCUUUUAGGUCUUGUACAGAAACGUACAAGUUUACAAACUUAUGUGAGGGGUCGUGGGGUUAGUGUUUCUCUUUUAAGAUAUUCUCCAGGAGUUUGUAAAUUUGAAAACUUAACAGAUACACAUAAAAGGUGUGACCUUUAGACCUCUCAUUGACGCUGCUUGUAAAAAAAAAAAAAAAAAAAACAGUUGUAAGGAGCAAGACGGUGUCUAUUUUCAAGUUCUGUCCAAUUAAAGCACUGCAUUACCGUCAACCCACUUUCCUGGCAGUUUGUGCGAAAACAUGCUCUUUUUAGUUAGUUUUUUUUUUACGUUGAGAGAGUGGUUGGCAAAAAUACUAGAUUUUUUUUUCGAAAUAGAAAAACUAGUUUAAGAAUUGAAUCUGUAGAAUUCGUGUAAAGGGCAUUUUGUCAUUUCCAUGGUAACUUUUUCUGUUAGUUGGCCAACGAUACCACUAAAUAGCCUGAAUGCUAGACUUUAGCUACACCAUCCUUGUGUCUUUCAUUUAUAGACAAUCAUGGGUUCCUUGUGUUUAUUUUUUUCCCCUUGUCGUUUGUUGCUUUGUUUUUGUCUUUCUUUUAUUUCUUGGUUGAUGUCGUCAAUGUUAUUGCUGUGUAUCUUGAAAGUUGUAUUUAUUUCUCUGCAAACUGUAGUUUGUUUACUGAAUAGCACUGCUCUCAAGCGCCCCCUUAUGUUGAAAUGAAGAAUUUCUGACUGAAAAUUUUGGGGGAAGAGACUCUUCUGGGGUUUGUAGAAAUGUCUGAAAGCCAGAUAGUAUUACAUGUAUCACCACAUCUUAUACUUCUAAUAAAACUGGUAAAUGAAAUAGAUAUUACUUAGGUUUUUUUGUAUGACAAUUUAUUGAUUCAACUGUAAAAUAUAAAAAAUGAGAAAAUAGAGGAAAAAAAAGAAAAGAAGAAUAAAAACAGCUGAUAUUAUUUCUUCAUAAAACGCAUGAUUGGUCCAAGCUGUACCUGACAUUUUCUAUGGUUGUCUGCAAGCUUGUGUGACAUUUGGGUCCAUGUUGAUUUCUUGUGCCAAACCUAGGAGAAAUGCCAGAUUUUGUUUAUCCUCACGAGGUGAAGGACCGGAUCUUUCCUAUUUCACUUUGUUUGUUUUUUUUGUCGAUGUUUAUAAUCCCAUUUUUAAAAGUAAUCAGUGAGUUGAGGUACUUCUGUUUUAAUGCUUUCUACAAUGUAACUGUAUUGCAUUAUAAUUCAAUACUGUGGGAGGAGUUACUGAGAAAUAAAAAAAAAAACUCCUAUGUUGGCGGACUGUGCACUCUCA